AUGCUCUCAGCUUCGAGACAGCUCGGCCCUCGCGCCGCCAUGCUUGCCACCCGUCCCUUCCACACCUCUACGCGACGCAUGGCCGGCGUUGCCGCCGCCGCCCCUCACGUUUCCGCUCCUCUGCCAGCCAAGAGGCCCGUGGGUGCCUUUCGUGGAAGGUUUUCUACCAUCAACAGCCUGUUCGGCUUCCUCCUCGGUACCGCCCUGUCCGGUAGCGUCGUCUACACCUACCUGAUUGGCGAGUACAAGACGUCCAACGAUCUCCUCAGCGAGGAUAUCUACACUCUGCAAGCCUCCGUCUCCCGUCUCACCAGCUACGUUCAGAACCUUGAGCAACGCUUGGUGGAGAAGAAGAAAUAG
Messenger RNA from Geosmithia morbida, 360 nucleotides. RefSeq lists its product as uncharacterized. Bases 1 to 360 code for a protein of 119 amino acids. The transcript is spliced from 3 exons. NCBI's taxonomy places the organism in Eukaryota, Fungi, Ascomycota, Sordariomycetes, Hypocreales, Bionectriaceae. The record is from RefSeq and is a predicted model, not a curated record.